Erinaceus europaeus (western European hedgehog) is the source of this 570-nucleotide messenger RNA. Its product is annotated as ADP-ribosylation factor-like protein 2-binding protein. Bases 1 to 426 code for a protein of 141 amino acids. The transcript has a single exon. The record is from RefSeq and is a predicted model, not a curated record. Lineage: Eukaryota; Metazoa; Chordata; Mammalia; Eulipotyphla; Erinaceidae. Gene Ontology annotation, biological process: positive regulation of tyrosine phosphorylation of STAT protein; maintenance of protein location in nucleus. Gene Ontology annotation, cellular component: mitochondrial intermembrane space.
AUGGACGCCCUGGAGGAGAGUUUCCCACUGUCCUAUUCUUCUGUGUCUGAUGCAGAAUUUGAUACUGUGGUUGGACACUUGGGGGACAUCAUAAUGGAUGAUGAGUUCCAGAUAUUACGGAGAAAUUUUAUGGACAAGUAUUACCAAGAGUUUGAAGACACAGAAAAGAAUAAAUUCACUUACACAUCUAUUUUUAAUGAAUAUAUUUCCUUGGUAGAAAAGUAUAUUGAAGAACAGCUGCUGGAGCAGAUUCCGGCAUUUGACAUGGCAGCGUUCACAACAACUUUACAGCACCAUAAAGAUGAAGUGGCUGGCAAUAUAUUUGACAUGCUGCUCACAUUUACAGAUUUUCUGGCUUUUAAAGAAAUGUUCCUGGAUUAUAGAGCAGAAAAAGAAGGCCGGAACUGGACUUAUGCAGUGGGUUAGUGGUGACUUCAUUAUGCAAAUCACCUUCUGUGCCAGCUUCCCAGAACAAUCUUAGUCCCUAGACUCCACCUCCAGAGAAUGGAUUGAUUGUUCUACACCUCACUCAUUCAGUGCCUGGAACAGGCUUUGGCCACUAGCAGCAGA